This is a messenger RNA of Bradysia coprophila, 1977 nucleotides long. Its product is annotated as protein twisted gastrulation-like. Lineage: Eukaryota; Metazoa; Arthropoda; Insecta; Diptera; Sciaridae. Gene Ontology annotation, biological process: regulation of BMP signaling pathway. The record is from RefSeq and is a predicted model, not a curated record.
AGUACAUACAUUCAAACGUCACUGAUCUGUCAUGAUCGAACAGUAAUUAUUCAUUCUUUGUCAAGUGUGUACAUGUUUUGGUUUUCUGUUUAUUUAUUUUCGUGUUAAAAUAAAAGAAAAAUUAAUGUUUCACUAAAUCCAUCCGGUAGAUUGUGAUGGCCAAUAUCCAAAAUUACAUGAAUGAUAACAGUAGCCGAAUUAAAAAAUUGUUUCUCGUAAUUUUAGUCUAUUUAGUGAAUAUUUCAAUUUGUUAAGAUUGUUCGCCUUUUUGGAAUUACUUUUUUUGGUGACUUGGUGCAGUGCAGAUUAAUAACAUCAUGACGGAAUCCAAAACGACCAUUUUAAUAUUCACCAGUGUCCUUUCAAUAGUUUUAUUAGCACAUUUAGUUACAUCAUGUAACGAACAAGUGUGUGCCAGUGUGGUAUCAAAAUGUAUGCUAACACAAAGUUGUAGAUGUGAUCUGAAGAACUGUUCCUGUUGCAAGGAAUGUUUUAAUUGUUUGAGUUAUUUAUACAGUGAAUGUUGCAGUUGUGUCGACAUGUGUCCGAAGCCGAAUGAAACACGAUCGGGCUUAUCGACUCAAUCGCAUGUGGAAGAGCUGGAGGGUAUUCCUGGAUUGUUUAAGGCGUUGACGGAUGUUGCCGAUGAAGAGGAAAAGUGGUCAACAUUUUCCUUUCCAGUCGAUUUUGAUGCAGCCCUUUAUGGGGCGAAAUUAGACAGAGAUUUUAAGUUUUUCUUACAUUCAACGGAUCAAGAGCUUGAUGCAACAAUAAAAGAGCGAGAAAACAUCAUCACGUACAAUUGUACUGUGGCAUACAUGUCGCAGUGCUUGUCGUGGAACAAAUGCAAGACGAAUUGUCAAAGUAUGGGCAGUAGUAGCUAUCGGUGGUUUCACGACGGCUGUUGCGAGUGUGUAGGAUCAACGUGUAUAAACUAUGGAAUUAAUGAGAGUAGAUGUACUGCUUGUCCGGAAACGAAAGACGAUGACUUGGAGGAUAUGCCCGACGAAGACGAAUUAGAUUUUGGAGAAGGCAAUGGACCAUUGGAUGUUGACACGAAUAUCUGAUUAUUGGAUAUUGAAUGUUUGAUACGCGGUUUUUCUAAGAAUAUUUCAUUUUUUUGUGAAAUUGUCUAUCACCAUCAUCACCAUCUUUAUCAUCACCAUCAUCUAUACCAUCAUCGAUGACGAUUAAUAUGGCGAUGAUAAUGAUGAUGAUAGAAGAGAUGAUGAUGAUAGACAAUUUUUGUAAAAUUGUCACGCCCCAGGAACAAGAUUCUAUGUUUUUUGUAGAAAUGUAUAAAUUUGAGUUGAUUGUCGAUUCUAACAAUAACUUGCCAAAAACACAAAACACAAAAAAAAACUUACGCAAUGUUUACGUAUACUUCAUAUAUAAUGUGCCUUAAUGACUAACAUUCCAUCCAUUUUUAUAAUAAACAUGACCGUCCUAGCGCUAUGACGGAGAAAAUGCGUUAACAGUUCAUUUGAAUUCAAUUUUCGACGAUAUUAAAACGUUUUAGCCUUUAAAACAUCAAAUCAUUACUUUGUGAACUGAAAUGAGUGUCACUUCUCCAAAAUCGAUCUUGCGAAGCAUUUAUACUCUUCUCGGACAACCGAAACUACCAUUAAACAGUUACUGGAAGAGUCGUUUUUUAAGUUAUUUAAAUUACACAACGCCAUAUCAUGUGCCAAAUUAAAUACUGUUCUGUUGGUUGACGAACAAAAUAAAAAAGAAUUUUUAUGUAAAAUGAGGACGAAAAAUGUCAAAUUUGAAUAAUGUAAAGCUGGUCGAUUUCAGUGAUUCGGCUGGAAAUAUGUGUAGUUGAUCCACAAACGAUUUUUGUUAGAGAAUCACUGUGAUCUUCUUGAUAGUUCAUACGAUUUUCAAUCACCAUGGAAGGUCAUGUUUGUGCUAAGUUUAAAAUUUGGAUAGCAAAAUUGUGAGUCGAAAUAGACGAUGAAUAUAAAAAAUACUUUA